Hemicordylus capensis (graceful crag lizard) is the source of this 4992-nucleotide messenger RNA. Its product is annotated as histamine N-methyltransferase-like. NCBI's taxonomy places the organism in Eukaryota, Metazoa, Chordata, Lepidosauria, Squamata, Cordylidae. The transcript is spliced from 13 exons. Bases 831 to 1703 code for a protein of 290 amino acids. The record is from RefSeq and is a predicted model, not a curated record. Gene Ontology annotation, molecular function: N-methyltransferase activity.
GAGGUGGCAAAGAGAAGAAGCUAUAAUUGAAUGAAUUGACAUCCAAAGUAGUUUUCAUUCAGCUGUCCUUUCUGCUCAAAAAAAGCUAUAGAAGAAGUUUGACCUCCAAGGUGCAUCAGAGGAAGGAAGCAGCAGCAGCAGCAAGAACAGGAGCAGUGCAUAAGGAGUGAGGAGGACCCUCCCUGCCCCCUUCAUUGACUCCAUCAGUGCAGCAAGAGGAAAGGUAUCUUGGGACUGGGAGUCUUCCUAUACACAACUAUUCGCACCACCAAAACACAGUACAGAAUCAAUUUUGAAGGAACAUCUGAAGCUGAAAACGUUUCCGCAAGAUGGGUGCCACAAAUUUUGAUGGAUGAGCAAAAGGCAGAUCAAUUCCAAGAUUCAACACAACUUCUAGAACAGUUCAGCCUUUCUACAGUAUAUGAGGAAGUAGGACGUUGCAUGCUGAGUCUCUCAGUACCAAGUGCUGUUGCCUCAGAAGAGGAGGAGGAGGAUUGCUUCCAGCUUUUUGUGGCUGCAGGUGUUCAGCACAACUUCAAUUCAGACCAGAGCCCAACAGACGGAGGCAUUUGUCUCCAGCAAAGAAUAAAAUAUCAUUGACAACAGAUUGACAGUGAUUCCCGGAGAUUCCAUGCCUACAUUGGAGGGCUGGCAACCCCAAAUACAACAUAGGAAGCUGCCUUAUACCAAGUCAGACCAUUUAUCCGUCAAUCCACCAAGAUUUCAAGCAAGAGUCUUUCCCAGCACUACCAGUAUAUGCACAGGAGAAGGGCUCUAAAGGUUGUGCUCCACACUGGGAAGACCACUGAACAGUGGGUUGAGAAACAGCCAUGACCAUGAGAAGUUUGUUCUCUGACCAGAGCCAGUAUGUUGAAUCUUUUCGUCUCUUCCUCGAGAAUUCAACGGAGCAUCAGUGCAUGCUGGAAUUUUUUGAGAGGAAACUGCCAGACAUAUUAACAAGUUUAGGUAAUGGGAAAUCUACAAUCAGUGUUCUGAGUGUUGGUGGUGGUACAGGCGAAAUUGAUCUUCAAAUGCUUGCAAAAUUACAGGCUAAAUAUCCUGGAGUUUCCAUUCAUAAUGAUGUGAUAGAACCAUGUGCUGAACAACUCAUUCAGUACAAAGAGCGUGUAGCAAAGACAUCAAAGCUCGAGAACAUAAAGUUCACUUGGCACAAAGAGACAGCAUCGGAAUAUGAAAGUCGAAUGAAGGCAAGCAAAGAAGUCAGGAAAUGGGACUUCAUCCAUAUGAUUCAGAUGCUGUACUAUACAAAUGAUGUUCCUGGUACCAUUAGAUUCUUUCAUAGCCUCUUAGAACCUGGGGCUAAACUCCUCAUUAUUCUUGUAUCAGGUUCCAGUGGCUGGGCCAGACUCUGGAAGAAAUAUGGUGCUCGUUUACCUCUUAAUGAUCUUUGCUUGUACAUUACAUCUGCCGACAUUGAAGAGAUACUUGACGGGUCUGGACUGAAGUAUCAGUCCUUUGAGCUUCAAUCUGAUAUGGAUAUAACAGAUUGCUUUACUGAAGGAAAUAAAAGGGGAGAGUUACUACUUGAUUUUUUGACAGAAACCUGUAAUUUUAAUAAAACAGCCCCUCUUGACCUAAAAAAUGAACUUAUUGAAGACCUUAAAAAACUUGAAUACAGUGAGAAGAAAGGUGGAAGAUAUUUUUUUAAUAACAACCUUAGUGCAAUAGUGAUUGAAUCCUAAAUAUGUUGUGGAUUUUUCAUAACAUUUUUCAAAGCUAAUUAUUAAACUGAAUGUUUUAAAACUUUAAAAACAUUUUCAGUAUUUUAUUAAUUGUGAAGUAUGUGAGAUUAGGGGCAAAAAUGUGUAACACAACUAAGAAACCAUUUUCUGCUGCUGCAACAACUGCUUAGAAAUAUUGUUAUAUAUUAAUAGUAAUACACAUGCUAAUAUUUGUUAAUUGAUUAGCAAGGAUGAAAUUCUGAGUUGCAGGUCAUUGUAUUGUAGUGGUUCUAUAGUUAGAGAUUGUGCUGAGAUCAUUAAUAAAAUAAAUCACAGAUCUGGGUUCUUCUGAUUGGUGGAAAAGACACAACCUUUGAAAGAUUAAACCUUAUGAAGAAAAUGUUCAGAAACAUUUUUAAAUUAAUAAGUUGUCCUAGUAAGAAUUAAUCAGCCUACUUUCCUUUCACUGUCUCUACAACUGGACUAAAUUUGGUUCAAAUCGAGGCUCACAAGUUAGAUCUCUUGCACCUCAAAUGUUCAUGCAUCCACCAUAUUGGAUCAGGGUGGAUGACAUCAUCAAAAACUAUACCAUUGAGGUGUCCCUGUGUGUCACACAUUACAACUGUUUCAAAUUUGUUUCAAAUGAGUUAGACGGUCCUCAAGUUAGUGCAAUUGCGCCUCAGAAGUUCACACAUCCCCCAUCUUGGAUCGGGGUGGCUGACAUCAUCACAAACUACACCACUGGGGCAUCCCUAUGUGUCCAUUCAGCUGUAGCAAAUUUGGUUCAAAUUGGUUACUGUCCACAAGUUAGUGCACUUGUGCCUCAAAAGUUUGUGUCCACCAUCUUGAAUUGGGGUGGAUGACAUUGUCACAAUCUUCACCAUUGAGGUGUCCCUAUGUGUCCCUACAGCUGUAGCAAAUUUGGUUCAAAUUGGUUAAGCGGUUCACAAGUUAGCCCACUUGUGCCUCCAAAGUGUUUGCAUCUGCCAUCUUGGAUUGGGGUGGAUGGCAUCAUCAAAAACUAUGCUGUUGAGGUGUCCCUGUGUGUCACUCAGUACAACUGUACGCAAUUUAGUUUAAAUCAAUUAGACAGCCCACAAAUUAGCCAGCUUGUGCUUUGUUUGUUCACGUGACCACCAUCUUGAAUUGGAGUGGAUGACAUCAUCACACACCAAACCAUUUGGGCAUCCCUAUGUGUCCCUACAGCUGUAGCAAAUUUGGCUCAAAUCGGUUAAGUGGUUCAAAAGUUAGUCCACUUGCACCUCAAAGGUUUAUGUGUCUGGCAUCUUGGAUUGGGGUAGAUGACAUCAUCACAAACUAUGCCAUUGAGGUGUCCCUAUGUGUCCCUACAGCUGUAUCAAAUUUGGUUCAAAUUCGUUAAGCGGUUCACAACUUAGCUCACUUGUGCAUGAAAUGUUUAUGCGUACGCCAUCUUGGAUCGGGUAGAUGGCAUCAUCACAAAUUAUGCUGUUGAGGUGUACCUCUGUGUCACUCACUGCAACUGUACUCAAUUUGGUUUAAAUUUGUUACACAGUCCACAAAUUAGCCCACUUGCACCUCGGAUGUUUACGUGGCUGCCAUCUUGAAUGGAGUGGAUGACACUAUCACACACCAUGCCAUUUGGGCACCCCUGUGUGUGUACUGUAGCAAAUUUGGUUCAAAUCGUUUAAGCAGUUCACAAGUUAGCCUACUUGCGCCUCAAAGGUUUACGUGUCCGCCAUCUUGGAUCAGGGUGUAUGGCAUCAUCACAAGGUACGCCGUUGAGGUCUUCCUAUGUGUCCCUACAACUGCACCCAAUUUGGUUCAUAUUGGUCCAGGCAUUACGAAGUUGAUGGGGGGUGGGGACACACGGACACACACACAGAAUGCUAGUUGAUCUCAUAAGCCUACUGGAAAGUAGGCUAAAAAGUACCUAGUAUCUGCCUUACUUGUCCUUCAAUGGACAUAUUUCCAAGCUCAAGUUAAUGCUGUUCAUACAGUACUUCUUAAAUUCUUUUGCUGACAUUCUAAUGCUGCGUGUGUGCUUCCUAAAAACAGCAUCAACCCAGUGCUACGUCACCUUAAGUGGCGCAGUGGGGAAAUGCUUGACUAACAAGCAGAAGGUUGCAGGUUCGAAUCCCCACUUACAUGUUUCCCAGAAACACCUAUAUUGGGCAGCAGUGAUACAGGAAGAUGCUGAAAGGCAUAAUCUCAUACUGCUCAGGAGGAGGCAAUGGUAAAGCCCUCGGGUAUUCUACCAAAGAAAACCACAGGGCUCUGUGGGCACCAGGAGUCAAAAUCGACUUGAUGGCACACUUUACCCAGUACUAGCCCCCACACUUCCAAAGUGUGGGCACUCUUGCGCAAGUGCAUGACUAUUUUUGGCACUCUCCUGUUCAUGCCCCUUAGGACAGGUUUCUGCUGUAACAGAACAAUUCUGAAGUGUAGAGAGAAGGCCAAACAUAAUCAUUAGGGAUGUGCGAAUCGGUUCGAAUUCAAACUGGUUUGAAUUCAAACCGGGGGGGUUCAAAGGUUCGAAUUUGAACCAAACCAGCCAUCAGGUUCAAGCUGCAGGUUCAAAUUUGUACCAAAUGGGGUGGUUCAAUUCAAACCAGUUUGAACUGUUUCAAACUGGUUUGAAACUCCAAAAGUGGGUGGGGUGGUAGCUGGCACCGAUGGGUACCUACCACACAAACCCCAAAGCAAUUGGAUAUUCGUACGAUUUUUUAAUGAAUUUUUUAUUUUUAUUUUUAUUUUUUUCUCAUAGGGUAUAAUGGGACUCGUACCAGCCCAUUAUUCCUUAUUGUGGAGCAUCCAUGGGUGCCAACAACCACCCAAACCCCAAAGCAAUCAGACACUCCUACGAUUUUUUUUAAUGAAUAUUUGAAAUAUUCUUAAUUAUUUUUCUUAUAGGGUAUAAUGGGUGGAUGGUAGGCACUCAGGGGUGCCACCUGUUAUCAACUUUUGAAACCUUGAGUACAACCGAUUACAUCCCUAUCAUUGCUCCCAACUAUCGGAAUACAGAUAACUACAAGAGCUGUUAUUGUGGAUGUGAGCGGAUUUGGAGCCACAUAUUGAUGCCAACUUCUGGCUGUUAGGGUUUUUUUGCUUCCACCAGACUUGGGGCUCUUAGUGGGAGUUUACUAUUUACUAUCUGUUUAUGUGCAUUGUAUUCAUUCAUUCAUACAUGCUGUUUGUAGAUGUUUACCUGGCUGGUUUUGUGUAUAGCAUAUUUCAGUCAUACACUUUUUGCAUAUAUACUGGUUUGGGGUAUAUUCUAUAUCAUGUUUAGUAUGUUUAUUGAUUAAAUCUUAUUUCCAUCUUAUUUCUA